AAUAAGCUCCGCCCGCUCGCACGCGCGCCGGUGAUCCAGCCCCUAAUACCGAGCUCGUCGGAAGCCCCACCCGUUCGGGCGCCGUCCGCGCGGCGCCUCGCGGGUGGCCAGGUAACCUACGCCCCCGUUCCAUCUUUUGCCCUGCCUUUCGCAGUAUUGGGUCGUAGCGCUCCGGUUCCACCCAGCCUUCUACCUCAGCCUCGAAGCGUGGGCGGGGCUGUUCUGACUUUAUGACUCGGCAUGCGUCUGGGGUGGUUACGCGUCCUGGGCUGCAGACCGGGCUCGGUGGUGUCCCGGGCGACCAUCGUUGAGGGUGCGUCAACGACAGCGGCGGGAUCCCGAGGGUGCCUGGAAAGAAUCCUCGAGUGGACGUUUGGCGGGGUCCGAGGUUUCAGAAGCGCUGCUGUAGCCAUGGCCCCGAUCAAGGUGGGAGAUGCCAUUCCGUCGGUGGAGGUAUUUGAAAAGGAGCCUGGGAACAAGGUGAACCUGGCAGAGCUGUUCAAAGGCAAGAAGGGAGUGCUGUUUGGCCUCCCUGGUGCCUUUACCCCUGGUUGUUCCAAGACCCACCUGCCAGGGUUCGUGGAGCAGGCUGGCGCUCUGAAGGCCAAGGGGGUCCAGGUGGUGGCAUGUCUGACAGUUAAUGAUGUCUUUGUGACUCAAGAGUGGGCACGCACCCACAACGCAGAGGGCAAGGUUCGGCUCCUGGCAGACCCCACUGGGACCUUUGGGAAGGAGACAGAUCUGUUACUUGAUGAAUCACUGGUGUAUCUCUUUGGGAAUCAACGACUGAAAAGGUUCUCCAUGGUGAUAGAGGAUGGCAUCGUCAAAUCCCUGAAUGUGGAGCCAGAUGGCACAGGCCUCACCUGCAGCCUGGCCCCCAACAUCCUCUCACAGCUCUGAGGCUUGGAGCCCCGAUAUCCUCCUUUGCCCGUUUCCUGUUUUACCUGCUCAAUCCUGGGCAGAGGGCCCCAGCCUAGCCUCACCUGUGAUUACUUAGCUGAAAUCUUGGCCAAAUUUCUGCAAUAAACACUUCUGGUUCA
This is a messenger RNA of Cervus elaphus (red deer), 1040 nucleotides long. RefSeq names its product peroxiredoxin 5 (gene PRDX5). Gene Ontology annotation, biological process: cellular response to oxidative stress; hydrogen peroxide catabolic process; cell redox homeostasis. Gene Ontology annotation, molecular function: thioredoxin peroxidase activity. The transcript has 6 exons. NCBI's taxonomy places the organism in Eukaryota, Metazoa, Chordata, Mammalia, Artiodactyla, Cervidae. The coding region runs from base 241 to 900 and encodes 219 amino acids. The record is from RefSeq and is a predicted model, not a curated record. Gene Ontology annotation, cellular component: mitochondrion; cytoplasm; peroxisome.